AUGAGAAAGGCCAUCGUGAUUGCCUUCCUACGUCGAUGGCUCAUCCGCCGCCGCCUGGCCAAGGAACUCUUCGCCAAGACAGAUGGAGUACCACUACCUCACCUUCGUCCACAAGACACCAAAGUGGACGUCCAUCCUCCGUGGACGGCAAAGACGGCAUCAAUGACGCUCGCCUCGGGGCAUUUACGGGAAGAAAACAAAGGGCUAACAGAUUUCAACAACGAAGCGAUCGACGACUACAAGCAGCAGUGGGAAGCCACGCCACAGGUGCUUCUACUCGAGCUGGCCCCGUCCCUCCGAUGCUUGUAUCCGUGCUAG
Molecule: messenger RNA, 318 nt
Organism: Aphanomyces astaci
Lineage: Eukaryota; Oomycota; Saprolegniomycetes; Saprolegniales; Verrucalvaceae
Exons: 3
Coding region: 1-318 (105 amino acids)
Source: RefSeq, a predicted model, not a curated record